GACCGAAUUUAUACGGACGAAGGUCGAAGCCGAAGAAUCAAUUUGUUUAAAAAUGUUUACUGUUCUCCCCCGAAUCACAAGCUUAUCUACUAGAGCUUUUUCUUGCUUGACCACCUAUGGAAAUAAAACUUUUGUAAAAUCAAGUUGUAAAAGUGGAGCCUUAUCAUCAUGCUGGUCCUCCUGGUCUCUGAACGAUUCAUGGCUUAUUAAGUUCAAUCAAAAGAAUAGCAAUACAGAAAGAUAUUACUCCAGUGAUGAAUCAUUACCUCUGGUUACAAGCAGAGAACUACUUCACUCUGAUCCAACAUUAGAACCUGUUCAAGCAUGGCUAGAAACAAUGAAUUCACUUGAAGACAACAAACUUGGUCUCAUAGAUCUUCAUCCACAUGUCUUUGCUACAUUUCCUAGGAUAGAUAUCUUACAUAGGAAUGUUCUAUGGCAGAGGAAUUACAAGAGAAUAAGUUUAGCCAAUGCUAAAACCAGGGCAGAGGUAAGAGGAGGUGGAAGGAAACCGUGGCGACAGAAGGGUACUGGUCGAGCUAGACAUGGUAGCAGAAGAUCACCUAUCUGGGUUGGAGGUGGUAAAGCAUUGGGGCCAAGAGGUCCUAGAAGUUACUGGUAUGUAUUACCUAAUGAAAUAAGAGCUCAUGGUCUGAGGGUUGCGCUCACUGUCAAAUUGACCCAAGACGAUCUUCAUAUAGUAAACUCACUUGACAUCCCAUCAGCUGAUCCUGGGUACCUGCAAGAUCUAUGCAAGGAACGUUACUGGGGAGAAUCAGUGCUCUUUGUAGAUGUCCAGGAUGUUGAAGAGAUGCCCCUCAAUUUCUUAGAAGCCAUGAAUGGUAUCAAGACAUUUAAUGUCUUAUCCGCUGAAGGUCUGAAUGUGUACAGUAUGUUGAAACACAAGACAUUGGUUCUUACCCUUGACACAGUCAAUCUUCUAGAGAAGAGAUUACUUCAUUACAUGCAUAGUUACAAAAACACAAAGCUUAACAAGAAUCUACCAAUAAUGGAAUCACAGCUAGGUCUAGAUUCAUACCAUCAGAAAGAGAGGUUUCAAGAGACUGAAGUUUAACCCAUCGCAGCAUCCCUUGAUUUGCACAAGAACCUAACAAUUCUGUAAACCAGGGAGAGAUCUGUUCUUCAAUAGACUGAAUUCCAACCUGUAUAAGACUUCAGCAAGUGCGCUAAGUAUAUGAGGGAUCUAUAAAUUGUGUCGAAUUCACCUUGUUUUUAUGUAAUUUUCCCCUUGGUUUUAGAUUUUCUU
Molecule: messenger RNA, 1267 nt
Organism: Lytechinus variegatus (green sea urchin)
Lineage: Eukaryota; Metazoa; Echinodermata; Echinoidea; Temnopleuroida; Toxopneustidae
Gene: mrpl4
Product: 39S ribosomal protein L4, mitochondrial-like
Exons: 9
Coding region: 53-1075 (340 amino acids)
Biological process (GO): translation
Cellular component (GO): ribosome
Molecular function (GO): structural constituent of ribosome
Source: RefSeq, a predicted model, not a curated record